GGUGAGGGAAGACAGGAAAUCUGAAAGUAAACAGGGAAAAUGGACCAAAGCUGACAGAGAGCAAUGACUGAGAUUUAUUUCAAAUUCCGUGGAAACCUGACUGGCCGCGUCCACUUUCCAACUCUGGCUACAGAAGUAGACACAACAGCAGAUAAAUAUUCCAGCCUCUAUGUGUACGUGGGAUUGUUCCUAACACUUCUGGCUAUCCUUCUCAUAUUGCUUUUCUCCAUGCUCUUGCGCCUGAAGCAUGUUAUUUCCCCAAUCACCACAUCUCCAGAGAGCACUGAGAACGUCCAGCAGUUCACAGAUGUGGAAAUGCACAGCAGGAUUCCUACCACUUAG
Molecule: messenger RNA, 342 nt
Organism: Gymnogyps californianus (California condor)
Lineage: Eukaryota; Metazoa; Chordata; Aves; Accipitriformes; Cathartidae
Gene: SERTM2
Product: serine rich and transmembrane domain containing 2
Exons: 1
Coding region: 64-342 (92 amino acids)
Cellular component (GO): intracellular membrane-bounded organelle
Source: RefSeq, a predicted model, not a curated record